Ananas comosus (pineapple) is the source of this 1757-nucleotide messenger RNA. Its product is annotated as actin-related protein 6. The record is from RefSeq and is a predicted model, not a curated record. Gene Ontology annotation, molecular function: nucleosome binding. NCBI's taxonomy places the organism in Eukaryota, Viridiplantae, Streptophyta, Magnoliopsida, Poales, Bromeliaceae. Gene Ontology annotation, cellular component: Swr1 complex.
CCCUGCGGCGCCCCGUGGACCGCGGGUACCUGAUCAACCCCGACGCCGAGCGCGACGUGUGGGACCGCGUCCUGCGCGGGCUCCUCCGCGCCGACCCCUCCCGCUCCUCCCUCCUGCUGGUCGAGCCCCUCUUCAACCCGCCGUCCCUGCAGCGCGCCGCCGACGAGCUCGUCUUCGAGGAGUUCGGCUUCCGCUCGCUCUGCGUCGCCGACCCGCCCUCGCUCGUCCACCUCUACGAGGCCAGCCGGCGGGCCGGCGCGGCGCAGUGCAGCCUCGUCGUCGACUGCGGGUUCUCGUUCACGCACGCGGCGCCCGUGCUCCACAACCUCACGCUCAACUACGCCGUGCGCCGCAUGGACCUCGGCGGCAAGGCGCUCACCAACUUCCUCAAGGAGCUCGUCUCCUACCGCUCCCUCAACGUCAUGGACGAGACCCUCCUCAUCGACCACGCCAAGGAGUCCCUCUGCUUCGUCUCCCUCGACGUCCCCCGCGACCUCUCCCUCGCCAGGAGAUCUGGGAAAGACAACCCGUUCAGGUGUACCUAUGUGCUGCCUGACGGCAUCACUCAUACAAAAGGAUUUGUGAAGGACUGGGAUGAAGCACAGAGGUAUCUCUCUCUCUCGGAUGGAGGCCUGACUGCAAAUUCGGUUUUGAAUAAGGUAGUUGAUUCUCGCGGUGAUGCAGACAAUGAUGACGAUCAUCGGCCAAAAGUCGACUUGACUAAAAAUGAAUUUCAAUUGACAAACGAGCGGUUCCUUGUGCCUGAGAUGCUUUUUCAUCCAGCUGAUCUGGGUAUGAAUCAAGCUGGACUGGCUGAAUGUAUUGUUCGUGCUGUCAAUGCAUGCCACCCAUAUCUUCAUCCUGUACUUUUUGAGAGCAUUAUACUGACUGGCGGAAGUACUUUGUUCCCUCGAUUUGCAGAAAGACUAGAAAGAGAGCUUCGACCUCUCGUGCCUGAUAACUACAAAGUGAAGAUAACUACUCAAGAGAACCCUAUUUUGGGAGUUUGGAGAGGCGGAUCGCUGUUAGCAUCUAGCCCUGAUUUUGAAUCAAUGUGUGUCACAAAGGCGGAGUAUGAGGAGAUGGGAUCAAGCCGAUGUCGCCGGCGUUUUUUUCACUGAAGUUUCUUUAUUGGAAUAUUAUAGUUGUACAUAUCUCCCGUGGCCAAUGGAAAGCUGCAUGGUGACAUGGUGGAAAUCUAUGCAGCAGGAAGAAGCACCAAGAUUUCAGGGAUUAGCAAGGAUUGGAAAAGGGUUGAUCUUGUGCCAUCUGCAGCAUAUAGGCAUUGGAAUGCUGCAAAAUGGAUGAUAUUUUGUGACUGUAUUCAUCUUGUGGCUCCUCCUAUGCCUUACACGUCAGCCAUCAUAUGUUUUCAUAUUAAAAAGCCAUUCUAGUAGUUGCCAUUCAUGGGACAUCAUUGCGGCGGUUGAACAUUAUAAAUCAGUUUUAAUAAUUCAUAUGAAAUUGAUUGAGGCCUGUAUAGUCCUCUACUUGAGAGGCAGGAGCCUGUUGCGAGUGCCAAGUUGGUCUAUUUUGAGUCAAUUUCAGAUGUCAGCUGGUAGAAUCCCCUGUUUGUCGGUUGUGAUCUUCUUCCAAAGAUGUCAGUUUUGAGUUGGAUGUUCUUAUCUGUUUGAGCUGAUAUUCGUAUGAAUUUAAUGGACUUUUUGUAUGCGAGGCUAUCAAUUUUUACUACCUUAUUAUAAAUUGAAGAAAGGGCAUCUCAAAUACUGGUCCUUGUUCAGGCAAUGACAUCUAAA